AUGAAUCGGUAUUCUUGGGCUGGAGCUCGAGAGGGCGGAACGCGACCUGGUUCAACGGGCCGCGGACCUCCCCAUCGCGAGGCACGGCUCUUUCCGGCUGCGGUCCACAGCUCCCUGCGCGCACCGGCCGACCACGCCCAGCUCUGGCCCGAGUCCCGCCAGCUCACCGCAGCCUUACAUCUCCCCCGCGCCCAGCGUCAGGCAUCUCAUCGCCCACCCGCGUAUGGCCAUUCCGCCUCUCGUCGCCCCAAUCGCCUUUCCCAGCCCCGCCCACUCGCCGCAGCUCGGGUGCCCAGCCCCCAUGUGACCCGAGCCACCGCGCCUGCGCUCCUAUCCCCGCCUCCUUUUCCGCUCGCCAUCGCCGCACGCGUUCAGUUCUGCCCUCGCUCUUUCCUCCCGGGGACUCCCUCGAUGCAUGCCGGCAAGCAGACCCUGGCCUUUCCUGUAUGUGCGAACGUGAUGACUGACCGACCGGUCCUCACUUACUGCACUUACACGCCACGCCACGCACGUCACGCCACGUCUCGGCAUGACUCGGUCUCUCGCAGUCCAGUCGCCUGCCGUCAGCCACUGACGCAUCUCCGGGCCCUCCUCCGCGACGCCUGCGACGCCCACGGCGCUCGCAAGGGGGACUUGCGCAUGCGCACGCCCACCAACACCACGCGAUCACAGAAGCACCCCCCUCCCUCCUUCCUUCCCUCUGCUCCGCCCCUUCCGACCCCUGUCCUUCUCCUUCUCCUUCUCUCCCCGACUUGGCUUCGCACGUCGCCCCCGUCGGCACCUCCAUCUCAGGGUGCGAUCUCCAGACUCGUCCGUACCGUCCAUCCAUUAUAA
Heterobasidion irregulare TC 32-1 is the source of this 834-nucleotide messenger RNA. RefSeq lists its product as uncharacterized. The record is from RefSeq and is a predicted model, not a curated record. Lineage: Eukaryota; Fungi; Basidiomycota; Agaricomycetes; Russulales; Bondarzewiaceae. Bases 1 to 834 code for a protein of 277 amino acids. The transcript has 2 exons.